Molecule: messenger RNA, 1545 nt
Organism: Symbiodinium natans
Lineage: Eukaryota; Dinophyceae; Suessiales; Symbiodiniaceae
Source: the annotation of a GenBank genome assembly
AUGCGAUUUGUCUUGUUGCAUGGCAUGUGCAGACACCCAGCUGUUCAGGUUUAUGUUUCAGAAUCCCCAGUAGGCAUUUGCAUCCCAGCGCUCGGUGGGGCAGCGCUCAGGAUGGGGGAGAACUUCGAUGAUGCAGAGACCCUGGUGCUGGGUGCGCACCUGGCGGAAGAUGAAGCCGACGAAGCUGUCGCCGACGCGGCCAAAGGCACAACAGAGGCGAGCGACGGCUUGUUGGACCUGCUUGAGGAGAAGCCAGAAGUAGCAACGGAGUCAGAGACACUGCCAGGUGCAAUACCAGGUGAAAGUGUACUGGACUCGGCCGCCUCGGGCGAAACGCCAGCGAGUUCGGAGCCGGAGCCGGUCCCAAAAGCAGACGCGCCCGCAGAGCACAAGGAGCCCACAGGUGUGAAAAGAGCCGCGACGCAGACGCUGGACAUAAUGGACAUGGAGGACGUUGAAGCAGGCCAGCCUCCGUCCGAUGAGCACUCGGCAGUGCUGUCGUCGGUGAACUUUGCCACCGCCACGGACAUUGUGCUCACAUCAGACUGCGUCUCCGUAGGCAGGGACGAGUCGAAUGCCAUUACUUUGACCGAUCCGCGAGUCUCGAACGAGCAGUUCCGAGUCCAUCGGAAGCCUCUUAGUGCUCCUGGCCCCCAGUGGAGCUACGAACUAGAGGACUGCUCUAGAAAUGGGACCCUUGUGAACAAGAAGCUGCUGCGGGCGGCGAAGGUUGUCUUGAAGGAUCAGGACUUGGUAGAAGUACUUCCAGCUUCGAAGGUUGGUCAAGCGGCAGCCAUCGCGUUUUUGUUCCAUGCUCCAGAAGCUGAUGCAGAGGAAGGUCCACCUAAGAAGAAGAUUCGACUGGAAGGACCGGGUGAGUCAGCUGGUGUUGAUGCUGAGACCAUCUUCCAGGGCGCUAUGUGCGCAAUCUGUCAAGAGGUGAUGCAUCGUGCCACCAGUGUGCAGCCAUGCAUGCACAGCUUCUGCAGCUCCUGCCUGGGUGGCUGGCUGAAGCGGCCUGGUGACAAAAUCCCAAGGUGCCCGAUCUGUCGACAAGGGGUCGCUGCGGUUGGCAAGAAUCAUGCGCUUGACAGCAUGAUCGAGGGCCUGCUGAAGGCGCACCCUGAUCGACAACGUUCCAUCGCAGCAAUAUCUGAUCUGGACAGCCGUGAUCCGCUGCACGACUGUGGCUACGACUUGCUGAAGCUUCGCGGGCCCGGGGACGUGGCUGCAGGUUUGGCGCGGGUGGUGGUGGCUGCAGCAGCUGCUGCAGAAGGCAUGGAUGCAGAUAGUUCGAGCGAGCACUCGAGUCACUCAGAUUCCGAGUAUGAAGAGGAGGAGGCCAGGGCCCCACUGCAUGCCUGGUCUGCGCCAGGAGCUGUGCGGCCUCCCUGCUUCCACUGUGGAACCCCGGCAUGGCAACCCUUGCGUGCAGCUGUUGACCUCACCACGUCGGCACCGAUACCGGCUGCAGCACUAAUGAAGUCGGCGCUGGCCAGCAAUACCUUCGAACAGGAGAUCCUGCAGGCCGUGGGCGCAUGGUAG